Molecule: messenger RNA, 1754 nt
Organism: Salvia hispanica
Lineage: Eukaryota; Viridiplantae; Streptophyta; Magnoliopsida; Lamiales; Lamiaceae
Product: pectinesterase-like
Biological process (GO): cell wall modification
Molecular function (GO): pectinesterase activity; enzyme inhibitor activity
Source: RefSeq, a predicted model, not a curated record
GCAUGGAGAAAAUUCUCAAAAUCCUAAUCAUCUUGGCAUUCCUAUCUUUACUAGUCGACGCCGCCGUAUCCACCCCAGCCUCCCCUGAGGAGAGGUCCAAUUUCUGGUCGAAGAUCACCAAAAUCACAAGCAAGACGUCCAACGUCAAGAUCCCGAACCCGAAGGAAAUCAAAAAGUUCUUAGACAAGGCCAAGGCCAAAUCCCAACUCCCCGGGAUAACAAAAAACAAAAACAUCAAGCAAGCCGUGCGACCCUGGUUCCGGCAGCAGCAGCAGUCGCGGAGGCCCGGGAGAGUGAGCGCCUUCGACGACUGCAUCGUGAUGACUCUCGACUCGAUAGACCAGAUCAAGUCCAGCGUGGAGAUAUUCGAGGGCGUGGAAUGGUCCAAGGACGGCAUCUCAUCCCUGAACGCGACACAGAAGGUGCAGCUCAAUAACCUCCUCAGCGCCGUCCAGACCAACGUGGCCACCUGCCUCGACGGCUUCUCCCACAGCCGCGCAGAAAAGAAGACCCAGGCGGAAAUCCUCAAGGCCGACCUGAUGUUGUUGCACCGUGAAGCCGGCUUGUUGCUGUCGUUGGCGGAUGAAAUGGGGGGUAAGGACGCGAAGGAGGUGACCAAGGAGGUGAAGAGGAGGAGGGGGGAGGAGUGGCCGGAGUGGCUGUCGGCUGAUGAUAGGAAGCUGCUGCAGGAGGAGGAGGUGGAGGCGGACGUGACGGUGGCGAAGAACGGGCCUGCGGACUACAGGACGGUGGCGGAGGCGGUGGCGGAGGCGCCGGAGGGGAGUAGUAAGAGGUAUGUGAUUAGGAUAAAGGCGGGGAGAUAUAUGGAGAAUGUGGAGAUACCCAAGGAGAAGAAGAACUUGACGUUCGUAGGAGAUGGCUACGACAAAACUUUUAUCAUCGCCGGCAAGAACGUCAUCGACGGCAACACCACCUUCAAUUCCGCCACCGUAGGGGUUGCCGGAGACGGUUUUCUCGCCCGUGACAUCACAUUCCAAAACAGGGCGGGGCCAUCGAAGCUACACGCCGUGGCCCUCCGCGUGAACGCGGACUCCUCCGCCUUCUACCGCUGCCGCAUGGCCGGCUACCAGAACACCCUCUACGUCCACUCCUUCCGCCAGUUCUACAAACAGUGUGUCAUCGUUGGCACAGUCGACUUCAUCUUCGGCAACGCCGCCGUCGUCUUCCAUAGCUGCCGCAUCGUAGCCCUCCGCCCCGAACCAAACCAAAAUUACACGAUCACCGCCCAGCGCCGCAGCGACGCCAAGCAGAAAACCGGCAUCGUCAUCCAUAACUGCGUCAUCGCCGCCACACCAGACGCCGAGGGAAAAUCUUCAACGUACCUCGGGCGGCCCUGGGGGAAGUACUCGAGGACCGUCGUGAUAGGGACUAAUAUCAGCAGUGGGAUACAUCCUGCUGGUUGGUCUGAGUGGGAUGGGAAGUUUGCUCUUGAUACUCUUUUCUAUGCUGAGUAUAACAACACGGGUGCCGGGGCGGAGACGAAGGGAAGGGUGAACUGGAAAGGGAUUCGGAAGCUGAAAGAGGUGGAAGCGCAGGAAAUUUCAUCGCCGAUGGGAUUUAGCUGAAGGGGAUGACUUUUCCCUUCUCCUCUUGGCCUCUCAUUCUCAUGUUUCUGUAUUUUUCAUAUUUGUUGUUUCUUUACUGUUUUGUUUCCAUUGCUGUUUGUGUUAUAGUGGGGAUGUUUCUAAUUCCUUUACAUUUAAGAGAAUUGAGUAUGACAUUUAAAAAGCGAA